AUGGCACCGCGAAAGAAGACGGAAGAGAAGGCAUCGGCUAACGAGGCCGCCGAUAUGGUUCUGCACUACUUGCGCCGGCAGAACCGCCCGUACUCGGCUAUCGACGUGUCUGCAAACUUGCACAACAAGGUGACGAAAGUGGUUGAUCAUGGCACAGCUGCCGCGGCAAAGGUUCUCAAAGACCUCCACGAGCAGAAGCAGAUCGAGGGACGGCCAGCUGGCAAGCAGAUUGUCUACCACGCCCUUCAGAACGCAGAAGACUCAUGCACCCCCGAACAACUUGCUGCCCUUGACGCCCAAAUCACCGACCUCCGCACCAACACUACCAAUCUCCUUGGCACUAUAAAGAUCCUCCGCAGCACACUCUCCUCCCUCAACUCUACGCUGAGCACCACCGACCUUGUUUCCAACGUGCAUGCCCUCGAGUCCGAGCAGGUCGAGAUCCUUGCGCGGCUGGAAAAUUUGAAGGCAGGCAAGGCAAAGAAAGUGACCGAGGUGGAGCGAAUGGACGUGGAGAGGCAGUGGAAGAAGGGUGUCGGUGUUGCGAAGAGGAGGGAAAAGAUUGCGAGGGAGAUGUGGAAGCUGAUUGCUGACCAGCUGCCGGAUCAGGAGCUUAGGGAGGAGCUCAGGGAGGCGUUUGACUUGGAUGGGUAGGGUGAGUGAUGGUGAUAAGCUAGCACCUGUCAAGAUGGCGGAAGAGAGAAUAGUCUGCAUGUGAGCAGAGACCAUCAAUGCAAUUGAGCUCCAAAGAAAUUGCUAAACUGGACCCAACGCCGCGCUAGUCACGCAAAACAAAACAGCACAGUAUCAACACGCAGCCUUGGUAUCCAAACAAAGAAGUAAACGCCUCUCCAAUGCAAAUGCAAGCAGAUGCCGAUCGAUGAGAAUGCAAUGCUACGCUACAGGACCCUUGGAAGCCCAAGCCAGUCCUCACGAGCGCUGAUACGAAUACGAGUCUUGCAGAUCAUCUCUAAUGUCUUGGGACAAAUUAUCGUCGUCUUCUCCCAGGUGAGCAUCUUGUGCUCGUGACAGCUCUUCCAGCGUUUUAGCUAGCGCAAUGCCCUCUGCGCGGCCGCGGUCAACGUCAACAAGCAUCAUAAUG
Cucurbitaria berberidis CBS 394.84 is the source of this 1102-nucleotide messenger RNA. Its product is annotated as Tat binding protein 1-interacting. Gene Ontology annotation, molecular function: double-stranded DNA binding; recombinase activator activity. The record is from RefSeq and is a predicted model, not a curated record. Lineage: Eukaryota; Fungi; Ascomycota; Dothideomycetes; Pleosporales; Cucurbitariaceae. The coding region runs from base 1 to 654 and encodes 217 amino acids. The transcript has 5 exons. Gene Ontology annotation, biological process: meiotic strand invasion involved in reciprocal meiotic recombination; homologous chromosome pairing at meiosis; meiotic joint molecule formation. Gene Ontology annotation, cellular component: DNA recombinase auxiliary factor complex; condensed nuclear chromosome.